Molecule: messenger RNA, 2615 nt
Organism: Paramecium sonneborni
Lineage: Eukaryota; Ciliophora; Oligohymenophorea; Peniculida; Parameciidae
Source: the annotation of a GenBank genome assembly
AUGAUUGAAGAUAAUCGUGACUCUGUUAAUUCUGCAGAUUUUUUUUAAUGUAAUCUAAAUUAGCUCUAAUAAGAAAGUUUCUCCUAAAUAGUUUGACGAAUUCAGACCCCACUUGAUAAAAGUUGAUCUUUCACUUGCUCCUUUAAAAGAAAAUACUGAGUCAGUUCGAUCGCUUAAUUUUCCUUCUUCAGAAAUCCAAUAAUAACAGGUUGUACCUUCAAGAACAAGUAUACACAUAUAAAAAGUAAAAUUAAUUAAUUAUUCAGCUCAAUAGAAAUAGUCAAAGAGCGCUGUUAAUUAAAAAAGAAAAAGAUGUAUCAGAAUAUUAAAAAUCACAAAAAAAUGUUUAGAUAUAUAAAAUGUUUUAAACAGAGUAAUUGGUUAGAAAAUUUAUAAGCAAAUUAAAAAGACAAGCUUAUAUCCUACCUACUAUUAUUUCAAAUUAAAUGUAAGUUUUUUUAGAGGAAAAUUAUAUUUAAGAUAAUAUUUCUUCAAAUAAAUCUCGGUCAUCAAAUACAUCUCCUUAAAAAAUUUUUUUUCCUAUUAUAAAUCCAACUGCAAUUGUUAUGUUUGUCUGGAAUAUUUUAAGAGCACUUUAAUUAAUGUUUUUGACUUGGUGGCUACCCUUUAGAGUGGCAUUUCAACCCAAUUAUUAAUUUGGUCAUAUAGAAUUAUCCUUAAUUUUUAUAUUUAUUUUGGACAUAAUUUUGAAAUUGAAUUAAGGAUUUAUAAAGGAAGGAGAUUUCAUCAUGAAUAGAACUGAAAUUGUUAAACAUUAUGUCUAAACAGAAUUACUUGAAGAUACAUUGUAUUUUAUAACUCAAUUAAUAGUAAUUGAUAGAAUUGACAUCAAAAUUAAUAUUUUUUUUGAAAUUUUGGUUUUAAUUUAGUUUGCUAUGAAUUACAAAAAAUUAAAGAAGAAAAUAAGAAAAUUUGAAGAAAUAUUUGCAACAAAAGCUGGUUAUAUAUAAUUAACAAACUUAUUAUAACUAAUUAUCACCGUAUUCUAUUUUGCUCACCUAAUGUCUUGCAUAUGGUAUUAUGUUGGAAUGAAAAGUUUAAAUUCAUAUGAAUUAUCUUGGACAACUAAAUUAUAACUAAAUUCUUAAGAUACUCUCUCAUAUUAUCUAUAUUCAUUCUAUUGGGCAACAACAACAAUGGUAACUGUCGGUUAUGGAGACAUUUCAGCAUAAAAUAAUUAUGAAGUAUUGUGUGCUACUAUUUUAAUGAUUUUCUCUACAGGAAUGUUUGCAUUUGCUAUUAAUAAAAUAGGUGAUAUAUUUACAAACAUGGAUACUGAAUAAUAAAAUUAUCAACGUACUUUAUUAUUGAUUAAUAAUUAUAUGAAAAAAAAUUAAGUGGAUUAAUAAGUUUAAAGUAGAAUUAGAAAUUACCUAAAAUAUUAAGCAAAAAUAAAAUAAUAAAAUUCAACUGAUGAAAUAGAUUAAAUUUUAUAUUAGCUUCCUUCUAAUAUAGUUGCUGAUCUUUAAAAAAAUAUUUAAACAAAAAUAAUGUCUGAAAUUUCCUUUUAUAAAUCUAAUUUUUCUAAAAAUGUUAUUCCAACAAUUUCGUAAACACUAUAAAUAUAAUCUUAUACACCUAAGGAAAUCAUCUAUUAGUAAGGUUAAUUGGAUGAUUGUAGUUUGUAUACAGUUUGGAAAGGAGAAGUAAUGAUAGUAGAGAAUUAAACUGGAAAACUUUUGGCUACUUUAGUCAAAGGAUAAAGCUUUGGAGAAUUUGAAUUUUUAACUUAAUCUUAUAGAUAAUUUACUGCAAUAAGCAAAGAUUUAACUCAAGUUUUAAAGAUGCCUAGAUAAACAUUUUUGAAAAUCAUCAAACAUUCUAAAUGUGAUGCAGAACAUUUUCAUAAACUUAAAGAUUAGUUAAUGUUCUAUAAUUUAAAUUAUAUAUCUACAUGCUAUUGCUGUUCGGAAAAUCAUAGUAUAAUUAAUUGCCCUUAUUAUUUCUACUAACCAAAUUUAGAUAUCUUGAGACAAAGAGAAAAUUCUUAAGAAGUUGUAUAAAUAAGAUAAAAAUAUGAAAGAGUUGGAAACAAAAAAGGAUUUUUUUAACUUCAAACUUUGAAAUCAAAUACUGAUGAUAAAGAAGAUGAAGGAUCAAGAUUUUAUUCAAUAAAAAAUGAAACAGCACCAGCAAUAAGUCCUUCAAAACCAAGAACAAAAACUAUAUCUCCAAUUCAUUUUAAAAAUUUUGGAUAGAUUUAUCAUAAAGAAGAAGAAAAACCAACAGAAAGUCCCUCUUUUGCUUAAUAAAGUUAAACUGAAAUAUUAAUAGAAUAAAAUUAAAAUAAACAAAGCAUACAUUAAUUAUUAGAACUUCCUUCAAUUAAAAAUAGAUAGUCUUUGUCAAACAAUUAAAUAAUAAUAUCGUAAUCUUUUAGUUAGCUUGAAUUAUUGUAAUAAGAGUUUUUAAGAGUUUUUAUGCUAGAUAUAGAUAAAAUGGGUAAAUUUUAAGGAUAUUUUGCUCAAAAUAAUUUAGAAGUUGUCCUAUUAUCUUAUAGAAAAUACAUGAGAAGCAAAAAAGUAAUGAUUACUGAAACAUUAGGAGAAUUUACAAGAAGGAAAUUAUAAACAGAAAAUAAUUAAUUAUUUUGA